Messenger RNA from Helianthus annuus (common sunflower), 1959 nucleotides. RefSeq names its product peptidyl-prolyl cis-trans isomerase CYP59. Gene Ontology annotation, biological process: protein peptidyl-prolyl isomerization. Lineage: Eukaryota; Viridiplantae; Streptophyta; Magnoliopsida; Asterales; Asteraceae. Gene Ontology annotation, molecular function: peptidyl-prolyl cis-trans isomerase activity; RNA binding; zinc ion binding. The record is from RefSeq and is a predicted model, not a curated record. The transcript has 14 exons. The coding region runs from base 202 to 1860 and encodes 552 amino acids. Gene Ontology annotation, cellular component: nucleus.
ACACAUGGCUUAAAGAAAGACCCCCAUACAUAAAUGAGGUUUGUGUGAGGCUAGGGCUUGCUCGACGUUCGAACCACCGCGCACUCAUCCUCCAUCUACUUGUUACUGAAUCGCAAUAAUCGGACCCAGACCACUCGACGUUAGGUUUAAGGCUUGCUCCUUCAUCCCCACCACCAAACCCUACGCCACACCUCCGACCAAAUGUCGGUUCUUAUAGUCACAAGUUUGGGAGACAUCGUUGUCGAUUUGCACUCAGAUCGUUGCCCUCUCACCUGCAAGAAUUUCUUAAAACUCUGCAAGAUUAAGUAUUACAAUGGCUGUCUGUUUCAUACAGUUCAGAAGGAUUUCACUGCACAGACCGGUGAUCCAACUGGAACCGGUUCCGGUGGUGAUUCUAUCUACAAAUUUAUGUAUGGUGAUCAAGCUCGCUUUUUUCAAGAUGAGAUUCAUUUGGAUCUAAAGCAUGCAAAGAAGGGUACAAUUGCUAUGGCUAGUGCAGGAGAGAAUCUUAAUGCUUCGCAGUUUUACAUUACGCUGCGUGAUGAUCUUGACUACCUCGAUGGCAAGAAGACUGUGUUUGGUGAGGUGGCUGAAGGGUUUGAAACUCUCGACAGGAUAAACGAAGCUUAUGUGGAUGAUAAAAACAGACCAUAUAAAAACAUACGCAUCAAGCACACUUAUGUACUUGAUGAUCCGUUUGAGGAUCCUGAACAGCUAACCGAGCUAGUUCCAGAUGCUUCGCCUGAAGGAAAGCCAAAAGAUGAGGUUGAUGAUGAGGUGCGGCUUGAAGAUGAUUGGGUGCCGAUGGAUGAAAAAUUAGGUACAGCGGAACUUGAAGAGGUCAUUCGUGCGAAAGAAGCGCAUUCUAGAGCAGUUGUGCUUGAAAGUAUAGGGGAUAUUCCUGAUGCUGAGGUAAAACCUCCUGAUAACGUGCUCUUUGUAUGCAAACUAAAUCCGGUAACUGAAGAUGAGGAUCUGAAUACUAUCUUUUCACGGUUCGGAACAGUUACAUCAGCUGAUAUAAUCCGCGACUAUAAAACUGGAGACAGUUUGUGCUAUGCCUUUGUUGAGUUUGAGGACAGAGAAGCUUGUGAGCAAGCAUACUUCAAGAUGGAUAACGUUUUAAUAGAUGAUCGGAGAAUACACGUGGAUUUCAGUCAAAGUGUUUCCAGAAUGUGGAACCAAUACAGGCGUAAAGGCAAUCGAUCUGGAAUAGCUGGUAAAGGUUGCUUCAAAUGUGGUUCCCUUGAUCAUAUCGCAAAAGACUGUACCGGGGGCCCUGAUACGAAAGAACCUCCAAAAUACGUUUUGAAGGAUGAUGAUAUCGCUAGAAAGGGUGGCAAUGAUAGCUCAAGGUAUGACAUGGUGUUUGAUGAUGACACUCAUGGGAGUCCACAAAGAAAGAAGCCACCAAGACACAAUGAGGGGGGCACUCGUCACGAGCAUCGAAAACCAAGUCAUCGAGACAUGGAAGACACAAAGAAAAACGACUACAAACACAAAGACGAGGUUGAUGAAAGAAGAAAAGAGUAUAUGCGAGAUGAUAGGCACCACACAUCAGGGGGAAGAAGAGAUUACAAAAGAGACGAGUUGGAUCAUAGAACACCUAGAAAUUAUGAUGAUAGAGACAGAAGCCGUAGCGAUGAUAGGAGGCGCGAUAGUAGAGAUGACAGGAAACGAUAUAGUGAAGACGAGUAUGAUAGGAAAAAGGAUAGUCGAAGAGACGAGUCGUAUAGCAGAAGAUCAACACAUGAAGAUGAUGCCGGGCAUAAGAGGAGUAAGGGGGAAGAUCGCAAUAGAGACCGAGAUCGUGUUAAGACAAGCACAAGAUAUGAUGAUAGGGAUCGUAGGAGAGAUUAAAUUGUUAGUUUUGAUUCUAUGGAGGAUUAAAUGAGUUGGAUAAUGUGUUUUUUUUUAACCAUUACCGUUUGUGUUUGGUCACUCUUGACUUUUGGGGUU